Messenger RNA from Sardina pilchardus (European sardine), 4856 nucleotides. RefSeq names its product multivesicular body subunit 12Ba (gene mvb12ba). The transcript has 10 exons. Gene Ontology annotation, cellular component: late endosome; ESCRT I complex. NCBI's taxonomy places the organism in Eukaryota, Metazoa, Chordata, Actinopteri, Clupeiformes, Clupeidae. Gene Ontology annotation, biological process: regulation of epidermal growth factor receptor signaling pathway; virus maturation; viral budding. The record is from RefSeq and is a predicted model, not a curated record. Bases 371 to 1318 code for a protein of 315 amino acids.
CCUUGCUUCCCAUCAAAUGGCAGCCUCCGAUCGCAGCUAGUGCUCCAGGAGACAUAUGACACUUCGUUUGGAUGAGCAACACCAGAAAGAUGCGGAUUUUACCAUUCUGAUUUCGUAAGGAAAACAGAAGAGGAUACAGAAGAAUUAGUUAUCUAAACUGAGCUCGUUCUUGUGAGAUAAAAUUGUUGACCUCACUGGGUAAGAAACGUUAUGUUAGCCAGCUAGUUAGCAAGCUAGCUAGCCAGCCGCUGCUUUUCCGCUGCUGCCUCCCUCCACGAGGGCUGGCCUCCCCCCCUAAGCUGCAUCCCCCCUCCGCUGUGGCCCCAAGCCCUUCCGAGGCUUUCUUUUGCCUGCUGCAGUGUGUGUGGUCAUGAAAAGCUGCUUUUGUCUGAAAAGGAAGGACGCUGUGCAACGAGUAACAAAAUCCUCCGUGAUGCCAGAGGUACGGGACCUGUCGGACGCACUGCCAGAGUUACCCAUGGAUCCGAUCACUGGGGUUGGGGUAGUAGCCUCACGAAACAGGGCGCCCACUGGAUAUGAUGUGGUUGCCCAGACGACAGACGGCAUGGACGCUGACCUGUGGAAAGACGGCCUUUUCAAGUCCAAGGUGACGCGCUACCUGUGCUUCACCCGCGUCUUCUCCAAAGAGAACAGUCAUUUAGGGAAUGUGCUGGUGGACAUGAAGUUGAUUGACAUCAAGGACACACUGCCUGUGGGCUUCAUCCCCAUCCAGGAGACAAUAGACACCCAGGAGCAGGCGUUCAGGAAGAGGAGGCUGUGCAUCAAGUUCAUCCCGCGGGACUCCACGGAGGCGGCCAUCUGUGACGUGCGCAUCCUGGGCCGGUCCAAGCAGGCCCCACCCCAGUACACCUUCAUAGGAGAGCUGAACAACAUGGGCAUCUGGUACCGCAUGGGCAAGGUGCCCCGGGCCGAGGACUCCUCACCCGUACUGAGCAACAGCAACAACGUGCAGCCCAUCACCACCGCCAACUCCACUCCAGCGCCAGUCAUGCCCAAGCACAUAUCCAUGACCCUACCGGCCAGCUUCAGAGGCAAGAGCACCACCAGGCCCGACUACGAGCACCAGAACUCCAACUUGUACGCCAUCUCAGCGAUGGACGGAGUGCCCUUCAUGAUCUCUGACAAGUUCGCCAGUGCCUCCAGUGACUUACAGCAGGUGGACCUGAUGGGCAUCAACAUCAAGUCCCUGGCGGAGAUUGAGAAGGAGUACGAGUACAGCUUCCGCAUCGAGCACAGCGCAGCUGCCCGUCUGCCUCCCAGCCCCACACGGACCACCAUGGGAGGCUCGGAAGCAUGAGUCGACUCCUCGCCUCCCCCCCCACCCCAGACCCCUCCACCGAGCCCCCAUGGAGGUAGAGGACGAGGAGCAGGAACAACUACUGAGAAGAGGGAGAGAGAGAGGGGGGACCAGCGCCCUCUUCCACAGCCUUUCAUCCACUCAUCUAGUCAUGCAAUGCCCACCACUCUCCCUCAGCCAAUAUGAAAACCAGACGGUCAACUCCGAAAUAAAUGAAUCAGACAGGCAAGUAGGAUGCGCUGGAGUGUUCUUUUUCCAUUUGACUUUGGACUAAGGAGAGAGAGAGAGAGAAGGGGGGCAUGCAGUGCAGACUGAUUUCUGGAGCCCUGGUGACUAGUUCUGGGGUUCUCUUCAUCCCUGCUGCUGGUUGAUUCUGUGAGGAGGAGGAGGAAGAGCGCUGCAGUCGACUGACUCUCUUUCGAAUGGAAACCACUACGUAACGCUACAGAACUAAAAAGGGAUGCCGAGACUCUUCGGCCGUUGGAGGACUUCCAACCAGAAAGCCUUGUGAACUAAAGAAGGAACACACACACACACACACACACACACACACACAUACACACACACAGAUACAAUACCAUAGAUCUGGGCACACUCACACAAACCAAUAUCCCUGACUCGCGAAGACCCACACACACAAACACACAAACACUCCUCCCUCGCUUGCCCUUGUUGGCUCCACGUGGUUCGGCAUUACCCUGGAAACAAACACUUCGUCCUCCAUUGUGAUGUCAUAAAGAAGCAACUGGUUGCCAGAGAGAUAGGCAUUUUCUCCGACUCUUGCUCCAAAAGAGGCCAUGGAUACAGACAGAUGCUACAGGUCUCGGAUCCUUUACGUUUGUGUCGCUUUCAAGUGUUUGCAGGUGGUAAAAAAAAAGCAGGCCUAAGAUACAAUGUGGGAUAUAGCUCCCCCCUCUGGCUAACUUUGACACUACCACUUAUGUCUGAAGAGGCCCCUAUUCAAUUCAGCACAUUGACACCCAUGAACAUCUGAACCUGAUUCUUUUACAUCAUAAAAAGAACACUUAACAUUGCCCUCCCCCAUCCCACUUCAUGUAUGAAUGAGUCAUGGAUGAGGAUUGCUUUGAAGUGUUGAGAUUAUUAUUAUUAUUAUUAUUAUUAUUAUGUUUGUCUUGUUUUAGUUAAACUAGUUCUCUGUCGAGUGCACUAUUAUGAUUUCUUCGAGGUCCCAAUUUUGGUUCACGCCAGGACUUUUUCUUCUCUCCACGGUCAGCCAGACUGGUGGGUCAGAACAUAAACACAACCACUAACAGUCAUGGUCACACAUUGACCAGUGCCCGUUGGCAGGACUCUGAAGGCACGGGUGCUGGACGGGUCUCGUAGCUAUUUUUAUUGUGGCAUUUCAUGGCAUACUUCAAUGUGCUUAUUUCUGUUUACUGUAAUUCCAGUAUUUAUGGUCCACCUUGGUCACAUAAUUCACAUGACUUUUCAUUUUUAAUUAAGUUUCUCAUUUUUAAGAGGUGUGUUUGUGUGUGUGUGAGCGACAGAGAGAAAGGGAGAGAGAUUGCAUGUGUGUAUGUGUGUGUGUGUGUGCACGUGUGCAUGUGUGUAGGUAGUGCUAGUUUAGAAUUUUAAUGUUUAAAAGGCAACAGGAUAAACUCUUCACACACAGUAUUGACAUUGCCUGUUAUGAAAGAGGUCACUUUUUAGAAAAAAAACCUUCCUGUUUUUCCGUUUCUAUGUCUCGAACAAAAGUAGGAGUCUCUAAAUGCCUCUUCUGUUUUGUAAAAAAGAGUGAACUGAAUUAGACUUGAGAAAAAAAAAUCAUAAUUGGCUUGUGAGUGUGCAUGGUUUAUUUUCUUUCCCUCUUUUUUUGUUGUUGCUUAAGCCAGUUCACUGAAGUGUUGACCCUGUGUACUCCUUGUCCUCCAUUGACCCGUGUGUUAGAUGACUGGACCAGUCUUUUCAGGUCACUGCCACUAUUUUUCAGUCACACUUGGAGACUCGCUUGACACUACCCAUAUCAACUCUGUUUACCCAUGACACUCCAGAUGAGAACACGGCACUGCUUGGUUUGGAAGUGUUAACAUCCGUCCGUGUUGUUUGCUGUCGGAAUUAGGGAUUAAUUAUUUGUUUCUAAUUAGUGGAGUGAAUCUAUGCCCUUGCUAGUGUCUACCCUGACCUCUGAGCCAGCCUAAUGGUAAUCACUUUCUUCAAUGUCUUCGGUCAGCUCACCUUUUUGAAAACACACUAACUGCUUGCCGGUCGGUUCGACCCUUUCUCGUGUACGCAAGAAUCUCUCUUCGGUGCAGUGUUGUCUUAACGGGCGGCCGACCAAACUCAGGUGACAUUGUUCUGUUCGGAUACACCAAGUGCUAACGCUCGCCCGUACGAUUCUCAAAUGCGAGCCUCGAAAACCAAUACAUGCACACUGUGAGGCAUCCACUCCGAAAAAAACGUUAGCCACUAAAGUCCCGGUGACGUGGAGUUAUCUCUGGCCACUGUAAGCGCUUGUUGUUCUUUCUAACCCAAGUAGUGAUGACCAAUAGCGUUUUUACCUGUGACUCCACCAAGCCUGAUCGUUAUAUAUAUUGUAUAACCACUCGACUUGUAGAUCUGUACAUGGCCUUAUCCUUUAGGCCUUAUCCUCCAGCACCAUGCUGUCUGCUCUUGCUCCAGCAGCCAUCUUUGACUCUUGCUUACUAGCUAACAUGUCUGUGUGCGCAGGUAGUAUUGUGCAGGAUGAACUCAUUUGACAGUGUUUAGGACAGCAGGUACAGUUUCAAGGGGUGCCUCUGAAAGAGGUUUGAAUUUAAGUUGGCCUUAAGCUCGAACCAGAACAUGAACAACUUUUUCAACUGUUUUAAGAUUAGAACAUGUCCAGUUUUUUGUUUUUAUUUUUAUUUUCAUUAUUAUUAUUGUUUAAUCGAAGUUCAAAUAUAGACUAACUGUAUUGUUAGUAAUAUGUCCAAGGCAACUUGAUAUUGUGUUGAAGGCCAGAGAAUUCAAGAUGCUGUGAAGAUGAUUGACAGCCACUAGAAGCUCUCAUGUCAUGGCACCAUCAUUCUCAAAUAGUCGACAUUCGUGCACCCAGAACGCAAAGAACAACUUUUACUGAUAAACCAUCUUCUUUUUUUCUUUCGUUUGUUUUGCCUUUUGGGUGAAUUACAUAUGUGUUAGUCAUUUUUUUGGACUGUGUCGUGUAAAUACACUAACUCCCACGUGGUUGUUGUUCAUUGCUUAACUGUUAACUAAUAUGCUUUUUUCAUACAUGUAUAAAUGUAUAUAAUACUGUUGACUGGUUUGUGUGAUGCUCAUUUUUCUGUGAAAAUAGCUGCACGUUUGCCGUGUUCUGUGUGCUGUGUAGGGAACCUGUUGCGGCCACCACUGUGGUGUACACACAGCAUCCUGUGGAAGCCUGCUCUGGUAACAUCCCUGUGUGUGCUCUUAGAGAGCCAUUCGGGAAAAAAAAGAAAGAAAAAAACAUCCAACGUUAACGCACAAGCCACACAAUCACUUUCAUGGUUCCAAAGCCUAAUUCCCUUGUGUGUUUCAGUCAGUAAAAGUCAAUAUGGGG